Messenger RNA from Trifolium pratense (red clover), 3407 nucleotides. RefSeq names its product protein MAIN-LIKE 1-like. The coding region runs from base 1095 to 3137 and encodes 680 amino acids. The record is from RefSeq and is a predicted model, not a curated record. NCBI's taxonomy places the organism in Eukaryota, Viridiplantae, Streptophyta, Magnoliopsida, Fabales, Fabaceae. Gene Ontology annotation, biological process: meristem maintenance; meristem development. The transcript is spliced from 4 exons.
AUCCACGAACCGAAUGUAGGGUUGCUUCGGUGGAUAUUAACCGAAGGAAUGGUUGAUUCGGUUGAUAUUAACCGAAGUUAUCUUACAUAUGAACAAUUUCAGUAAGUUCGUUUUAUUUUGAAAAACAAACCACAAAACUCCUCUCUUCCUUUCUUCUACACAUUUGCGGCCAACUUCAACAUCCAACUUCAAAUCACAUUUCAUCAAGUAAGUUUCUUUCCUUUAUUUGUCAUUCUAUGCAUUCCUCAUCACCAUGACAUUUCAAAUUCAUUUUUUGUUCUUCCGUAUAAAAAUUCCAAAAUUUCAAUAUCUGAUUAUUGAGUUAAAUUGUUGAUUAUGUUGUUUGAAUCGUUGAUUAUUGGUUAGUUGUUAGAUUGGUUACAUACUAGCAUGAAUGAAUGUUGCUAAUUGAGUUAAAUGUGAAUAUGAAGCUAAUUGAGUUAUAGUGUACUCUAAGUGUUUGUCAAAAUGUACGAGUGAAUAUGAAUGCAUGUUUCCAUUUGAAUUAUGUUUCCAUUGUUGCAAGAAUCAUGUGUUCGAUUGAAUUAUAAGUAUUGUAUUGACUGUGAAUUUAUUUAUCUAUGUAUAGAUAUGGAAGAAAAUCUACCUAGGGGUAGGCAUGGAAAGGCAAUCAAUGCACAUGCUUCCGCUCGUAGAGAGCUUGCUGCAAAUCAUCCGUCCAAACGAGGUCGUCGCAAAGGACCAACUCCGGGGCAAGGUACACAUGAUGCCGAGGCGGGUGGGUCGCAUACACGUGGACGGACACGUCUAGGACAAUCAUUGGUGGUGCAAGAUGAAUUUGAUGCCGACCAAUUUUUAAAUGCGUGUUUUGAUUAUGAUGAUCUUGGAUCACCACAAGUCUCACCACAAGUCUCACCGCAACACUCACCGCAAGAUGAACCGCAAGACCCACCGCAACAACCACCUCGACAACAACGGCGCAAACCAGUACGCCGAAAACCACCAAAGUGUUCACGUAAUGAUGAUGAAGUAGGUUUUGGAGGAGGACCGACGGAUUUGUCCUUGUUAACGGAGUACGAUAAGCAUAUGGCUAUUCCGAUAUGGUAUGCAGACCCAAAUGACAAAGAGGAAUCAUGACGGACGACAAAGUUGGCCGAACAAGACGUGGCGGUGCAAGCAAAGCACAUAGCUCUGCACGUAGACAGGCUGCGGUCAAUGUAGAUAAAAUUCCAAGUCGAGCUAAAGGGAAAGCAGUUUCAACCACGAUGGAUGAGCCUCGACCGGAGGAUGCAGAAUCGCAAGAGGAGAAUGAAGACGUGGAAGAAAAUAUUUCUGAAGAAGGGGAAGAGGAAGGGGAGGAAGGGGAGGAAGGAGUGGAUGAGGAAGCGGAGGAAGCGGAUGAGGAAGCGGAUGAAGAGGGGGAUGAUGAUGGGGAAGAAGAAGUUGAUGAGGAAGCGGAAGAGGAAAUGGAGGAGGAAGAGGAGGCUGAACAACCACCACCAGAACCUAAAAAACCACGGAAAAAGGUUACGCGAGUAACACAAGGAAGGAACCCACCACGAGUAAAACCACCACCAGUUACAUGUUAUGAUGGUGGUCCGUCUGACUUGUCUUUGUUGCCGGGAUUUGGAAAACAUGUUGCUGUACCGUUGUGGAAAGGAGAGCUCCAAUCCCGGUAUUUGAGGGUAAUGAACAACGGGAAAAAAAUCAACAAUUUCAAGAUAUGUCCGAAAGAGUACUCGUGGUUUUGGAAUGUCGUUAAUGCGUCCGGACUCGAAACUCUGCGGCGGACAAAUUACAAUCACACCGAUUGGGGUCUGUUGACGGCAUUUGCAGAGCGAUGGCAUCCUGAGACCGGAACUUUCCAUCUUCCUAUUGGUGAGAUGACUAUAACCUUGGACGACGUGUCCUCAUUGCUUCAUAUUCCGAUUACCGGAAAAAUGCUCGACCACAACGGAACGUCAUGUACAAAGGAAGAUGGUGAAGAGAUGUGCGUAGAGUAUCUGAACUUCCCUAUUAGUAAGUGCAAGAAAGAGUUUCAAAAAAUGAAAGGAGCACAUAUAGGGUUUAAGGCGUUGAAGGAUUUGUAUCUCGAUAAUUUGAAGGAUGCCUUGAAAGCUGAAAGGUUAAAGAAGCCUGCUGAAGAUGUGGAAUUCCUCAGGGAAUGCACCAUUAGAUGCUAUUUGCUCUACUUGAUCGGUGCAACCAUUUUCACCAACAAAAGUAUGCAGUACGUGGACGUCAUUUUUCUUACCUACUUGCGAGACCUCAGUUUAGUUAACACGUGGAAUUGGGGUGCUUCUGGGCUGGCAUAUCUGUACAACUACUUGGAUGCUGCAAGCCGCCCGAGAUGUGGAAAUCAUGGUGGUUAUAACUGUCUAUUUCAGGCCUGGAUUAUGGCGCAUUUCAAAACUUUUGGUGGACGUUUUGUUGAUGAGAGAUACACCCACGACAAUCCCUAUGCGGCAAGAUUUUUGCCUUUAAAAGGACCAAAAUUUCCAGGGCAGCAUAGGUCCGCAUUGGAUACAAUGCGCAUGGAUGAAGUGGUGUUUUGCCCAUAUGAGGAGCACCGGCAAACCAGACCCUUUCAAGAUAUCAGUUGGUACACUGGUUGGAUUAUGUGUGGAAGUGCUAUUAUCAAUCCACACUUGCCAGAACGUGUCCUCCGACAAUUUGGACAUGUCCAGUCUAUCCCUAGGCACCCUGAUGUAUCUGCAAAGGCUGGUAUGAAUCGGUUUACGAUUGCUGAUGCAUUUGCUUCCUACCUGACUGCCAACUAUGUGACAGAGGAGAUGCGAGGACCAAAAGUUGUGCGUGCAUUUGAUACCGUACCCGGAUACAUUCCAUGGUUAUACCGUGUUUCUCAUCCGAAGAUAUUGCCACCGGUUGAAGCGGAUCCACCAACACAUGCUAACCUUGAGGAGGACAACGUGAGUGGUGAAUGCGACGUGUCUGAAGUGACUAAGAAGGUUCGAGCGGAUUUGAGGAAAGCGCUCGAUGGUCAACUCAAUUUGGCCGAUGCUUUGGUGGUUAUUGAAAAAGCCUACACUGAUUUGGAGCCUGUAGAUGCAUAUUUGGUGCGACGGAAGAGGAAAAGAGACUCGGGUGAAGGAACAAAGAAGAGGAAGAAGAAGAAGAAGACAACAACGGAAGAUGCCGGAACAAGCAGCUUGUAGUUUUUUAUUUUUUGUUUUCGCUAUGUUUUAUUUUUUUUUAAAUCCUGCCGUGUACAAUGGAACAACUUGUCCGUAUAAUUUCGUUUUGCUUGGGAUGUAUGAACAUGGAUUUAUAUUGAAUGCGGUUUCUAUUUAAUUUGUUUUUUUAUUGGAUUUGGAUUGGAAUGUAUGAAUUUCAUUUGAAAUACGAUUAUAUCCGAACAGGUGAUUUCGCGUGGAUAUGAUCCCACGGGUGAUACAUAGUUUAAAGUCAUUUGUUGGGAAAAGAUA